Messenger RNA from Heterotrigona itama, 1992 nucleotides. The record is from the annotation of a GenBank genome assembly. NCBI's taxonomy places the organism in Eukaryota, Metazoa, Arthropoda, Insecta, Hymenoptera, Apidae.
CAUUUCUACUGUUAAUUCCCGUGAUUCUACACAAAAUAAAAGAAAUCCCUACCCAACGUUUUAAAUCCAACGACAACGAAUCAGAUUCAUCUGAUUCAGGUUGCCUUGAAUAUUUAUCGUUGCUCGUUCAGUAUAGCUGAAAGUUGACUGUCAGUCUGUAACUGGCUUCCUGGCGUCGAAGUUAGUGUACACAUUUUGUACAAACGAGACUUAUCAGUGAUUUCGUUGCAUAUACAUUCGACCUACAUCGAUUAUCCGCGAGCCUACUUCUGGUUCUCUAGUUCCAUUGAUCGAGAUAAUUUUACGUAUUCAUUAAAUCCUCUGACGCUGUGCAAUUGCCGAGAAUUUUAAUAAAAUGUACACAUUAAGUCGAUUACACCAUAUCUCAUCAUUUCUGAUGUACAUAUUCACAUUAUACGAGGGAUUUUUGAUAAAAAUACCUUUGCUUAGCAAAAAGAUUCCAAUUAGUGACUUUGAUCCAGGAGCAGUUAAGUUCUUGACAAUGUGGAACGUGAUAAGUCUGAAAGCAAUCUUCGACCGCAAAAAUUUACGCGCAUUCCGUCUGCGCAGAAGAGCAUCAACUGCACUUUAUCUCUGUCUUCUGAUGAAUCUCUAUGUCUGUAUUUUCGUCUAUUCGUCAGUAGUCAGUACGUUGCAGAUCGUCGGCGCGGUCGAUACUAUUAGUGCUGUCUGUACAUGUGACCGAGAGAAGCCGUGUAAUCACGAGAAAUUGUUCGAAUAUUUAAAAAACACGAUAAUAAUAAGAUAUCGUAGCACUGAUCAAACUACUUUGAUUCAUCGGCACUACAUAAACGGAAAUUUAACUAUGCGAGACGGUCUACUGAUUGGAUUUCACGUGAUCUCCUGUGUGCAAUUCGCAUUCUCUGUGUAUUAUGAUUACAUGUACACUAUAGUUCCUCCGAAUGUACUCAAAGUACACAACGGCUACGGCGGGAAAUUCAAGUUUCUCACUUUCUGGGACGCGAUUAUUCAAGCAAUAUUUUUCUUCAUAUGCAUUUUGAAUGAUUGGUUUGGUACAAAUGCAGUUAGUCCUAAAAAACCGCCCUUUAUACGCAAACUCAAGGAUCAUAUCCACUCGAUUCUUGGUUUCCCGAUUGCUAUGUUUGUUGGAAUAAUAUUCUGGGCUUUAAUGUUUGUGGACCGAGAGUUGGUAUUCCCAAAGGCGCUGGAUUCAUACUUUCCAUGGUGGUUGAAUCAUUUGAUGCACACGAUGAUCAUGGUUUCUACUUUUAUAGAAAUGAUAUUAUCCCCUAGAAAAUAUCCAUCGAGAUCGGUGCAUAUAAUUUUCUACAAGAGCGGUAUCUGGGUCUACCCAGUUCUAGAAGUACUGUCGUUGCCGUUACGAAUUGUAUUCUUCACUGUACUCCUCUCGAUCACCUUGAUCUUGUACAUGAUCGGGGAAGCAGUGGACAACUUCUUUUGGGGUAACGAAUAUACUAAAAGCCAAAAAUCUUACGCCAAGAGCAAAUAGCCUCACCUAUGGUGAUUAGCUGCGCUGACUUCGGUUAUACAUUUAGCCUCCGCUAAGGUGGUGGUGAAUAAAAAAUAAAAACCAAUUUUCUACCUCCUCCUUCUCCUAUUGUCCUUCUCCCCACUUGUCCUACGUUACAGCAUGCACGUGUAUCACGCCAACGAAUGAAUCUUUCUUUCGAAAAUUCUUAAACAAAAACAUAAAACAAUAAUAUGUGCAUGCAGAAAAAGGAGCGCAUUUCUUUCUUUUUUUUAUCCGAAAUCAGAAAGCACGAGGAGAACGCGGUCGUUAAUAACUUGUUCACUCGAAGAGGGUUACGUAACUGGAGCAUGUAGAUGAGACUUUUUCUCUCGUGUGGUUUGUGUCAUAUAUAUAUAUAUAUAAAAGAAGGGAAGACUAAUUGUAACGAUUAUAUCGCACACUCUGAUGCCUAAUAUUCAUGGUGUAAAUGUAAAUUAAAAAUUGGAAAGAAAUGGCAAGAAAAAAAAAAAAAAAAAAAA